Molecule: messenger RNA, 4715 nt
Organism: Anopheles merus
Lineage: Eukaryota; Metazoa; Arthropoda; Insecta; Diptera; Culicidae
Product: E3 ubiquitin-protein ligase LRSAM1-like
Exons: 8
Coding region: 795-3095 (766 amino acids)
Molecular function (GO): protein binding
Source: RefSeq, a predicted model, not a curated record
GUCACUGUGAUGCAGAUUGAAAACAUUUGGUGCCCGUGACCAUUACUUUUUGUUCCGUGCGUGAAAUAGAGACCAAAAAAAAAAGACAGACAAAAGAAAGAAUUCUCCAAUGUUGUGAAUUGCGCAAAACGCACGAAAGGAAAAGAAAUUCGUGAAAGCAAUCAAAAGACGCGUUUGCCCCGCAAAAGGAUACACGCAUACGAACAACGAAUCGAACCAACUAAAAAACGUACAUAACUACUGCGGUGGAGGCGGUAUACGGGCGGAAAACUACAUUUCAAGAGAAUUUUAACGAACACAUGCACCUAGCAUGUAUCGCGUCGGUUUCAUAAGUACAAAAGCAAACAAACGCAUCAUCGGAACGGAGCGGAAGUUGGCCAUCGAUAGUUAGUUUUGCACGGUAGUGUUGAUUGUUGUACGCGGCCGUCCCCCAUCCCAUACCGUAGUACUAGUGGUUUUUGGUAGUGUAAAAUCGUAGUAAGCUGUAGUGAACUCCCGUGGCAACGAUCGAACUAACCAAGCACAAGGAGCUACAGUAAAUAGCGCGCGUGAUUCGCUGAUCGCUAAAUAGCCCUUUGGACGGAAUUGACGCCAAUUUACGCGAGCUUCUCCAGGAACUGUGGUGCAUGCGGGAGUGCAAAGUGAACCCUCUCGGGUACCACGCGCGUAGUUUGGUCGGUAGUGGCUACUAAUCGUGUGGUUUUUAGUGUGUGCUGAGGGACAGGGACAGGGGCACGAAAAAAGGCAGCCAAAAAAGCAAACCAAAAACGAGUCAAUUAGAUUAAUUGUUUUAUAUGGGUUGUCGCAUUUCGUCUUCGAACAAUGAAAACCUGUUCACGCCAACAGAAGACAGUGAAAUGGCCACUACAAGCCAGCAACCGAAUGUGGAUUACAAAGCGCGUCUAGAACGGAAGCAGUGCCUGGCGAAGGAAACACCGGAACCAAUAUACGAUUUGGAGGACUGCAACCUAAAGGAUGUGCCCGCUGGCGUGUUUGUUAUGUGCAAGGUCCUGCGAAAGGAGGCCCUUACACUGUCGAAGAACAAGCUAUCCUCCUUGGCCGGUGGCGGCACGCUGGACGACCUAGUAUUACUGCAAUCGCUGAAUCUAUCGUACAAUCGUUUCAAGAAGCUGCCCGAAGAUAUAUACAAACUAGAAAACCUCAGGGAACUAUUUUUAGCUAACAACGCCUUGGAAAAGCUACCGAUAGCGAUAGGACGACUGAAGAAGUUGGAACUGCUCAAUCUUUCAGCGAACAAUCUAGCGACGGUGGAACAGUUAGCGUUCAUGACCAACCUUAGAGUACUGGACAUUAGCGGCAACGUGCGUCUUUCUCAGCUGCCCAGCCAGCUGGCAACGUGUGAUAAUCUCGUAGAUAUUGUGCUCGACCCGGAACACCUAGUUAACCCACCGCCGGAUGUAGUGGCCGGCGGUACGUACGCCGUCAUCAAGUAUCUUUCCACCGGUGAAGUGCAUCAGGACCCGAGCGGUACGGUCGCACCCGAUCGACAAAAGGCAAUCGCGACGUCCUCGUUCCUCAGCAGCGAGCGUAACGAGCUACGCCAACAGGAGCUGGCCCGCGAUCGGUACGAGAAGGAGCGCAAGCUACUCGAGCGCGAACGGCUGGCGUUCGAGAAGGAUGUGCUGACGGAGAGCAAGCUGCACGAGCAGCAGCAGCGCAAGAAGCAGGUGCUGCUCCAGCAGCUACUCGAGCAACAGAGCGCCAACGAAACGCAAGUGCACAAGCUGCAGCAGGAAAAGCAGACUGAACGAGAGCGGCUUAUCGAUAAUAUUAUCAAAGACGAGCAAACAGCGAACGAGCUGGUCAAUAAUCUUCUCGCGUUGAAGAACGGACCGGAUCCGGCAUUCCUCGAGCAGGAGCGGGAAGAGCAAAAGCGGCUGCUGGAACAUUUGCACAUCCAGCAGAACGAUCUGCGCAAGCAGGAGAUUCUCGGUGCGAUGACCAACCUGCUCGAGAACGAAAUCAACAUCAUACAAAACUUUCAUAAUCAGCGAGACCAAUCUUCGCGCAGCAUUCUCGAGCGCGAGUACGAGACGAACAAUCUGUUGAACAAUGUGUUUUUGAACUACGAUAGAAACAGGCAGGACGUUAUCGACCAGAUCACGUGCAACGAGGACAUACAGAAGAGUGCCGUGGCGGCACUGAUCGCCCGGAACGACUCGCGCACCUGGGGUUUGGUGGAGCAGGUGCGAAUCGUGGAGUCUCAGCUGGCCGCCCUCACUCUGUACGAGAUCGAACGCAAGAAGGUGAACCAAGAUGAUCAAAUAAUCAAUCUGACCGACCAACGUAUAAAUUUGACUUACGUCUUAACAGAUUUGCUCAAACAACAGGACCAACGCAAGCAGCAGCUACUUGACACGCUCAAGAUGAUUGAAAAGCAGAAGGAAAGCGAACAAACCGACUUCUGGUUGCUGCAGUAUCAACGGUUGCUCGAUCGGCAGCCCGUGGAGGUUUCAAACGACACCGCGUCAAUCGAUCCGGUGCUGGGCUACCAGUUUUUGGUGAACGGUGUAGUGCACUGUUUGCCGUUUUUGUCCAAACUGUGGCAAAACAAGGACAAGGAGCUGUGCAACAUUGCCGACCAGGAUUUGCUUAAUGCUGGCGUGCAAAACCCUGCCGACCGGCAAGGCAUCCUUCAAUCGAUUGCCAAUUACUACGAUUAUUUGAACUGUAAGAUUGACUAUCCGGAAGGGGAAUCCGUCUCGGGCACGCCGAUGGCAACGGCUCCCAGUGACGAAGGCUAUUCGCCGGAGGCGAACGGUCGCCGAAGAAGCAGCUCGGUGGAGCUGGGUCUGGAAGUAGAAGCAACGCCGAGUGCACCGCUGUCUGGUACCAGUGCCGGAAGUGUGGCCAGAGGUGGUGCCGUCAUUUCGUCCGAACCAACCAGCCCCGUGAGUGGAGCGGCGCCGGUGGCACAGUUUGCAGAAUGUGUUGUCUGCAUGGAGCAAUUGGUACAAGUGAUAUUUUUACCAUGUGGCCAUAUGUGCUGCUGCUCUGGAUGUCACGUCGAAAUUCACGAUUGUCCAAUGUGUCGUGCCUACAUUGAGAGGAAAAUUAAAGUAAUACAGCCUUAAUUGUGUGGGCCAGACAUGCAGAUUCGCACACCAUUUUAACUACUACUGAUUGUGUAAGCAAUGAUGAUCGUAUCACAUACCACGGCAAUAAAUGAGCGGUUCAUCGAUGAGAAAUCGUAUAUCAAGCAGGACGUUUAGCAGGAGUUUGGAUUGAAUAUUUAAACAAAUGGGCAACCUAAACCACAACCAUACAACAUUAGUCAAAUUAAUAUCCAUUUUAUACUAUACCUCUAGUCAAAAGAAUACGAUUUUCAUGAUUAAUUUGUGUUCUAACACACAAGUACGAAACACAAUUCGUAUAGCUUUUCUCUUGACCCUCAAUUAUCAAUAUUUGCGACAAUUGUUUCAACAGUUAUUAAACGACAACAUCAAACAAAAUUGAUUACCCAAAAAACGGACACAUUUAUACUACCAAAAGUAUACCCUAAUACUCAUCAGUCAAAUGUUUCGAGAUGCUUUCGGCUUGUAGCUAAAUGAAGAUGAAAAAAAUACAAAUGAAAACAAAAUAGGAAAAUAUUCCGUACCCAAAUAAUCAUACCUAAACGAGUAGCGAGUAAGAUAAGAAAAAAAACACCAAACCGUUUUUGUCACAUCUAAGAUAAAUCUAUUUCAAUGAUAUCGUUCGAAACGAACAUAGAACAUAGGCUAGAGUAUUUUAUUCGGUUUUAAAAAUCAUACCCUUGUUACGCUCUACAGGUCUAGUGCGAUCGCAAGUUUUAAUUUUGUUGUUUUUAUCUAUUAACUUAAGAAAUAAUUAAUUAAAAACUCCAAUCAAAAGACAUUCUUAUAUUAAAGAAAAACACAUACAUACAUAUUUAUACACGCCGCAAUAAUAUGAUUCAUUGUUGAUGAUUCGGCUACAUACAGACACGUACAAACACAAAAUAUGAUUGUUGCGGUUGAUUUUGUAACGCUUUCUCUAAACAAUCGUUGCAAGAAGGAAGUUUGUUCCUUGUUUUAAAAAAGUUAUAUAAAUGUUCGCCAUAUCUAAAUUAAUUAUUUCACCACAUAAAGUGUGUGCAAUGAAAAUUGAGAUUUGUUUGGGAGAGUGCCUUUGAUGCGUAUAAUAAUUCUAAGGUAUAUAUUGUAAUCUAACGUGAGAAACCCUGUAUGCACACCCUUUUUCCACCGGGAAAGCGAGAAAAAAAUGUCAGUUAUGCUCAGUUCAGUUAAGGAUAAAAUGAAUAUUGAAUUUAAUAAACGAGUUUGGUUUGUUUUUUGUUUCUAUCUUUAUAUUGAAACAAAUCAAUUUCAAUAAUUAAGUAUCGAGCAUUUACAGUUGCGUAUGAUAGCAAUAUAAACUAUAUCUAUAUACAAUUUGCAAAGCUACCGUGAAAGCUAUUUAAGCUAUUUUUGCAAUCCAGUUAAGGUUACAGUAGUUGAACGCAACUGAACAGGGAAACAUAAAAUUAAAAGAAAAAGCAAAAAAUACUACGUCUGCCAACGCUUUAAAAGCACCAACAAUGUAAUGAAAUCUAUACAACAAUCACACAUGUUUUUAUUCGUUUUACUUUACUGCAACUAUUGCAUUUUUUUUAGUUUGCUGGUAAAUAUCGUUCAGAUUAUGGUGGUUACGGUUUGUUAUCAAGAACAUUGCAAUAAAGUUUUAUUAUCACCCGA